This is a messenger RNA of Ascochyta rabiei, 2310 nucleotides long. RefSeq names its product WD repeat protein Lub1. Gene Ontology annotation, cellular component: nucleus; cytoplasm. Gene Ontology annotation, biological process: ubiquitin recycling; proteasome-mediated ubiquitin-dependent protein catabolic process. Gene Ontology annotation, molecular function: ubiquitin binding. Bases 1 to 2310 code for a protein of 769 amino acids. The transcript has a single exon. The record is from RefSeq and is a predicted model, not a curated record. NCBI's taxonomy places the organism in Eukaryota, Fungi, Ascomycota, Dothideomycetes, Pleosporales, Didymellaceae.
AUGGGCGAGUUCAAGCUAUCAGCCACUCUGCGCGGUCACGAAGAUGACGUCCGCUGCGUCGCCUUCCCGUCUCCAGCAUCCAUUGUCUCGGCGUCACGAGACUCCACCGUCCGGUUAUGGAAGCAGGAGUCGUCAGCCCCACCGACCUACGAUAGCACCAUCCUCAAGACACACGGCAAGGAGUUUGUCAACUCCCUCGCCAUUGUGCCAUCAUCUUCGCCAUUCCCUGAAGGGCUCGUCGUCUCCGGUGGCAAGGACCAAAUCAUCGACGUACGGCAGCCGAGCAAAGGCAUCGAAGACAACGCAGACGCCCUCCUCAUCGGCCACGGCAACAAUGUGUGCGCCCUCGACGUCAGCCAAGAUGGCAAGUACAUUGUCAGUGGCAGCUGGGACAUGGAGGCGCGUGUCUGGGAAGUAGGCAAGUGGGGAGAGUCGACCACGCUCGAGGGCCACGGCGCGUCAGUAUGGGCGGUGCUGGCCUACAAUAGCAACACCGUCAUCACGGGCUGUGCAGACAAGCAGAUUCGAUUCUUCCAUCCCUCGGGGAAGCAGCUGCGCUCCAUACAAGCACCAGAGGUUGUGCGAGCACUGUGCCGGCUGCCACAAAACCACCCUUCUGGCGCCCAUUUCGCCUCUGCAGGCAAUGACGCCGUCGUUCGGCUGUGGACGUUACAGGGCAAGCAGGUGGCCGAGCUACACGGUCACGAGAACUUCAUCUACUCGCUCGCCGUACUGCCAAAUGGUGGACUCGUGAGUGCAGGAGAAGACCGUACAGUACGAGUUUGGGAGAACAACGAGUGCGUACAGACCAUCACACACCCCGCCAUAUCCGUCUGGACUGUCGCUGUCUGCCCUGAGAAUGGCGACAUCGUUUCUGGAGCCAGCGACAAGCUUGUCCGCAUCUUCACCCGCGACCAGGCGCGUUACGCCGCCCCCACCGAGAUUGAGCAGUUCAACGAGGACGUCAAGGGCUCGUCGAUACCGCAACAAACUGUCGGAAAUAUCAACAAGGAGCAGCUGCCAGGCCCCGAAUUUCUCACCCAGCGCUCGGGCACUAAAGAGGGUCAGGUGCAAAUGAUCUCCGAGGCAAACGGAAACAUAUCCGCGUAUCAGUGGUCGGCAGCUGCAAACGAGUGGGUCAACAUUGGUACCGUCGUUGAUUCGGCCGGCAGCGGUGGGCGGAAGAUCUCUCACAACGGCAAAGAGUACGAUUACGUCUUUGACGUGGACAUUGAGGACGGCAAGCCUCCUCUGAAGCUUCCUUACAACGUCAAUCAGAACCACUACGAGGCUGCGCGCAAGUUCAUCGAGGACAACGAGCUACCGCUUACAUACCUUGACCAGGUCGCAAACUUCAUCGUGCAGAAUACACAAGGUGCCACAUUGGGCCAGGGCAGUGCACAGGGUGCAGACCCCUGGGGCUCUGAGUCACGCUAUCGCCCUGGGGAUGCCAACCAGGUACAAUCGCAGCCGCCGGCCACGCCAGCUGUGCCAAAGAUUCUCCCACAGAAAGAGUACCUUCCCAUCGCAUCAGGGAACCACGACAUCAUCUUCAAAAAAUUGCAGGAGUUCAAUCAAGCACUUGUCACUGAUGGUCAGAAGGGCGUUUCGUUGAACCCUUCUGACGUCGAGCAGUUGAGCACGACGGUCGCUGCGCUGAAGAAGGGAGUUGGUAAGAACGUUGAACUGGCAGGCUUGGACUUGCUUCUGAAGGCAGCGACACAAUGGCCUGCGGACAAACGCCUACCUGCUCUUGACUUGCUUCGACUGGCCCUCACCCUCGAGGAGCCUUCGGCGUACCUGGUCUCGCCAGAACAGAACCUCGUUGGUGGUCUUGUUGAUUCUGGCGUCUUCUCAGCAGAGUCAUCGCCUAAUAACACGAUGAUGGCAGUGCGCUGUGUUAGCAACCUGCUGCAGACGGACAAGGGCCGCCUCUUGGCCAGCACAGAAUUCGACGGUAUCCAUCCCCUGGUAUCGCCAUUCGUCACAUCCAGCAACCGCAACCUGAUCAUUGCGCUCACCACUCUGUACAUCAACUACUCGGUUCUCUUGACAUCAGAGAAUAACGCCGAUCGUGCUCUAUCUCUGCUUGACGAUCUAGCCAAGAUCCUCAACUCUGCAUCCGAUUCAGAGGCAGUGUACCGCGCUCUUGUGGCUACGGGCACCCUACUCUGCCUGGGCCCGGACUUCUGCGAGGCUGGUAGGGAUAUCCUUCAGAUCGGGGAUGCUGUUACGCGUGCCGAGGGCAAGGUUAAGGAACCCCGGAUCAAGAACGUGGUUGCGGAAAUUCGGCAAAAGUUGCACGGUUGA